AUGCGUCGAACCUGGGCGAGCACGCCGUUCAAGUUGUGGAGCGCCCACAGCAGGGAAUGGAUUCGCGUCGACGACUCCUGGUCGCUCGAGGAGAUCAUGCGCGGCGCUGACGGCACCGACAAGUGGGAGGCCACACCCUUUUCGGGCUGGGCCUAUAACAGCAGCAAUGGCCAGGACACCAUCCAGUACAACAUGCUGUUCGGAUUUAAGAGCAACCACUAUCACCCGACCGGCACUCUCAACUACAACGUGGUGUGGUGCGUGCCGCGCAACAUCACCGGCGACACACAUACCUGGGCCAAGAACCCACUCCUGUGCAACGGCCACCCUCAAGAUGCCGCCAACAACUACCGCUUCAAGUUUGUCAAGCCUGCGGGCUUUGCCGGCGGCGACAUCAUCGAGGACGGCUACCCGGUGCACCUCUACGACACCAAGUUGGACAAGUAUUGCUCCAAUUGGAUCUGGCCCAGCAACCAGGCUGCCCUGCUGUGCGACGCCGCCGCCCCGACCUCCUCUGGCCAGCGGUUCAACUUGCACUGGGCCUAA
This is a messenger RNA of Acanthamoeba castellanii str. Neff, 546 nucleotides long. RefSeq lists its product as uncharacterized. The transcript has 2 exons. Lineage: Eukaryota; Discosea; Longamoebia; Acanthamoebidae. The record is from RefSeq and is a predicted model, not a curated record. Bases 1 to 546 code for a protein of 181 amino acids.